Mycotypha africana is the source of this 1009-nucleotide messenger RNA. Its product is annotated as DNA-directed RNA polymerase I, subunit RPA34.5. Gene Ontology annotation, biological process: transcription by RNA polymerase I. Lineage: Eukaryota; Fungi; Mucoromycota; Mucoromycetes; Mucorales; Mycotyphaceae. The transcript is spliced from 4 exons. Bases 126 to 869 code for a protein of 247 amino acids. The record is from RefSeq and is a predicted model, not a curated record.
CAGCAUAAUAGCAUUCCAAGUGGAAUAGUAACAGCAUUUUAAACAUCAUGGCAACGUAAAGUCUUGAAACUAGUUUUUUUUUUUCCCCAACAAAAAGCCUUUUUUUUUUCUCAAACAAAAUUAUAAUGAUAAAAAUUUGUAGUCUACCAGAAGGAUUUAAAGAAGCUCUUUCCAAAUUUGACUCGCCAUUUGACAAAGAAUCAGUAGUGGACGAUGACAAAGAACUUUGGUUGAUUCGUAUCCCAGACAAUUUGACAGAAGAAGACGUGGCCAACAUGGCCAUUCACUUGCCUGCAGACACAACAAAAGCUUCAAAAAAACCACUGUGUCAAUUUCAAAAAUCCAGCAAUAAAUAUGCUUUGUAUACAGUGCCAACAGAAGAUACCGCAUCAGACAUGCCAAAAGAAGAUGAAGCAGCAUCCAACGAAGAAACGCAGGAUUUAGGUAUCAGUGGUCAUGAAAUGCUAUCCUUUGAUUGUUUACUACCCUCUAGAGAAGAGAAUGGCAGAUUCGUAUUUGCGCCCAAGACAUUUGAUAAAUACCUCAUUUUGAAUCAAGAAGUAGACAUUCCUGAUACAACCAUCUUGGCUCAGUCUAUUCUCGAAAAACCUGUUUACAAGAGAGAACAACCUGAAGGACUCAAGAUGAGAUAUAAACCCUAUGGAUAUUACUCAGGUGAGCCAAUCACAGCAGCUGAUAAAAUGGAGACAAGUGAUAAUGAAGAGCCUAAAUCAGAAGAAACAACAGAGGCAGGCCAAAAGAGACAAAUAGACGAAGAACAACCCAAUGAUAAAGCAGCCAAGAAAGCAAAGAAAGAGAAAAAGGACAAAAAAGACAAAAAGAAGAAGGAUAAGAAAGAAAAGAAAUAAAAACUGUACCUGCGACAAUCGAGCAUUGCCAAGUGCUCAAUCAUGCAUUUUUCUUUUUUUUUUAAUGAAAUGGGCUGUUUUUUGUGUACGUCAUCUCCUGCUUUCAUUGGAUAAAGUAAAAACGCAGUUUCGUUGAGCAG